Owenia fusiformis is the source of this 1045-nucleotide messenger RNA. NCBI's taxonomy places the organism in Eukaryota, Metazoa, Annelida, Polychaeta, Sabellida, Oweniidae. The record is from the annotation of a GenBank genome assembly.
GUGGAAUCUAUGGCGAUUUCACUAGGAACGGGUUUUCUUACAAGCUACAAAAGAACUUUGCUACGCAUUAUUUCGUGAGUAGGAACCUCUACAGAAAACUGAAAUCAGCAGUUGAUACAAUAGAUGGAUGGAUGGAGACAAAAACGUAUUCAAAAACGAUCGUUUUGGCUAAGAACAAUCUCCUAUCGAUUAAUCCUGAUUUCGUCCACUUGAUUUUCCUGGACAAAAAUAGAAAAGUUGAUGAAUUCAAGCUGCUCGAGAUCGGCUUUGAUGAAUGGAAGAAAUUGAUUGGUUACAUUCCCGAAAUCGAUCAACACCUAAGUAUGAAACGUUCUUCAGAAAAUGAUGACGGGAAGAUAAAAUGUUUCAGACUUUGCACGACUAUGAGGAUGGUACAAUAGAGUACGGUGAAUGGACGACGGCUUUCAACAAAGCCAUAGCUAGUAUCGAUUUAAAACUAGCUAUGGGCUCCGAUGGUUCAUCCAUGAUGAUAGAGGAUCAUAGUUUCAUCCCUUUACAAGAGGAAGAAAUCGUCAAGUAUGCGUAUUGGUUUCUACUAGCUCGUGAGAAAUCCCGUAAACCAACGUGUAGAUAUUGUGUCGCCGGGAUCCACCCACCCAAUCUUCUGGAACAUGACUGCAUGGAUGAUGGAUCCUAUAUCGAUGAAGGCGCAGUUAUCAAUAUUGAAAUUGAACGUGUCGCCUUUCGGUUGGCUGCUUUUUUCAAUAUGACAAUAGUGGAGGACAAAUAUCAUCAGUUGAUUGAGAACGUGACAUCUAAAAAUCGGGAUGAUGAUGAUAUAACCCCAUCAACACCCACGGAGGAAAUGAUAAGGAACAUUUUAAAGACUAUUUGGUAGACUCUUUGCUGUUGUUGAAUAACUAUAUUUUAAUGACUCUGGUUACAUUAAGAAUCACUUGUCCAUAAAAUGUCCAGUUUUUAAAUACCCGGCAAGUCAUUCAAUAGGUUAUGAAAAUUCCUGAUCAAUUCUAUCACUACAUCCCGCUGCUGCUACUGCUUGAACAUCAUCUGAAUCAAAAAUAAC